Messenger RNA from Microtus oregoni (creeping vole), 2871 nucleotides. It is a transcript of the gene Ednra, whose product is annotated as endothelin receptor type A. The transcript has 8 exons. Gene Ontology annotation, cellular component: membrane. NCBI's taxonomy places the organism in Eukaryota, Metazoa, Chordata, Mammalia, Rodentia, Cricetidae. The record is from RefSeq and is a predicted model, not a curated record. Gene Ontology annotation, molecular function: endothelin receptor activity. The coding region runs from base 440 to 1723 and encodes 427 amino acids. Gene Ontology annotation, biological process: G protein-coupled receptor signaling pathway; vasoconstriction; regulation of blood pressure.
GGGCUAGGACGCCCCUGCAGUUCGGUCCCAGAGUGGAGGGGACGGUCUGGAAGCCUGUGGAGCCUGGCGAGGACCGCGGGAGGCGUGUUCCUCUGGAGUUUGCUUUUGCUUGGGAGACACGCGCGCACACCCAUUCCUCUGGCCUGGCGACCGUGCCGGGGAGGUGGAGAGCCACUCUAGUCCACCGAAUCGUCGCCGGAGGUUGGGAGCGGGGCGAGAUCUCCCUCAAAGGAGUCGGGCCCUGCCGGGAAAGUUUCCCCAAGUCGACGCAGUGCUGCAGCCCCGGUCACCCGCCAUCCUACGCGCCACCCUUGUUCUCCCACUCCGGAUCCGUCUGGCUCAGGCGCGGACCUGGCGCUGUUUGCGACCGUACAAGAAGAUCCGAGGUGAAAGAAAGGUGUAAAAACAACUUAAGACUUUUCUUCAAAUCCACACUAAGAUGGAUACUUUUUGCCUCACGACAUCCCUUUGGCUCGUCCUGGUGGGAGGAGUAAUCAGUGACACUCCCGAGAGACACAGCACGAAUCUAAGCAGUCAAGCGGGGGACUUCACCCCUUUUCCGGGGACAGAGCUCAGCUUUCUGGGAACCACUCAUCGACCUACGAAUUUGGCCCUGCCCAGCAAUGGCUCAGUGCGUAGCUAUUGCCCACAUCAGACUAAAAUCACAACAGCUUUCAAAUACAUUAACACUGUGAUAUCCUGCACCAUCUUCAUCGUGGGAAUGGUGGGGAACGCAACCCUGCUUAGGAUCAUUUACCAGAAUAAGUGCAUGAGGAAUGGCCCCAAUGCACUCAUAGCCAGCCUGGCCCUGGGGGACCUGAUCUACGUCGUCAUUGAUCUCCCCAUCAAUGUGUUUAAGCUGUUGGCGGGGCGCUGGCCUUCUGACCACAACGAUUUUGGGGUAUUUCUCUGCAAGCUCUUCCCCUUCCUGCAGAAGUCAUCCGUGGGCAUCACCGUCUUGAAUCUCUGUGCCCUCAGUGUCGACAGGUACAGAGCAGUGGCCUCGUGGAGUCGUGUUCAAGGAAUUGGGAUCCCCUUGAUUACCGCCAUUGAAAUUGUCUCCAUCUGGGUCCUGUCCUUUAUUCUGGCCAUCCCAGAGGCCAUCGGCUUCGUCAUGGUACCGUUCGAAUACCGGGGUGAGCAGUAUCGAACCUGCAUGCUCAACGCCACGACCAAGUUCAUGGAGUUUUACCAAGACGUGAAGGACUGGUGGCUCUUCGGCUUCUACUUCUGCAUGCCGCUGGUGUGCACGGCCAUCUUCUACACCCUCAUGACCUGUGAGAUGCUCAACAGGAGGAAUGGCAGCUUGCGGAUUGCCCUCAGUGAACACCUCAAGCAGCGUCGAGAAGUGGCGAAGACCGUGUUCUGUUUGGUUGUCAUCUUUGCGCUCUGCUGGUUCCCUCUUCACUUAAGCCGCAUUUUGAAGAAGACUGUGUAUGACGAGAUGGAAAAGAACCGAUGUGACCUGCUCAGCUUCUUGUUGCUCAUGGAUUACAUCGGUAUCAACUUGGCAACCAUGAAUUCUUGCAUAAACCCAAUAGCUCUGUAUUUUGUGAGCAAGAAAUUCAAAAAUUGUUUCCAGUCUUGCCUCUGCUGCUGCUGUCACCAGUCCAAAAGCCUCAUGACCUCGGUCCCCAUGAACGGAACAAGCAUCCAGUGGAAGAAUCACGACCAGAACAACCACAACACAGAAAGGAGCAGCCACAAGGACAGCCUGAACUAGAUGAACUAGUCCUCUGCAGAUUCGCCAAUCACUGUGUCUUCAAGUCCUGGCGGGGAAAACAGACACACAGCAGUGGGCCUCCCUAAAGCUCCCAAAUUCUCUCCCUUGGUCCUUCUCUAAUCCAACCCAAGAAAAGAAAAGCACUCCUGCCCUCCCAACAGCAUGUGGUGGAACAGCUUCCAACCACAGUCAAUGGGUCUACCUAAAAAUUUGCAUAUUUUGCAUGUCAUAUCCAACACUUGAAAAUUAUGAGAGCUGAGGGAGAUCGUUCAAGGAACCCAUACAAUAUCUGCAAUCUUUGCAAGAACACAGAGUUUGAAAGUUCAACCAGCAUUCAGGCACUUCUAUGGGGCAGUGAGUAAGAAUGUUCAGCAGAGUACCCUAGAGCAGUGGUUCUCAACCUUCCUAACACUGCAACCCUAUAAGACAGCUCCUCAGAUUGUGGUGACCUCCAACCAUAAAUCAUUUUUCUUUGUAUUUCAUAACUGUAAUUUUCUACUGUUAUGAAUCAUAACGUAAAUAUCUGAUAUUUCUGAUGAUCUUGGGUGACCCCUCUGAAAGAGCCAUUCAACCCCAAAGGGAUCUGACCCACAGGUUGAGAACCACUGAUCUAGCGGUUCUACUGGGUUUAGUGGCACAUGCCUAUAAUCAUGGAACUGAAGAAGCGAGGCAAAAGCAAUCAGGAGUUUGAGGUUAGUCUCAUCCUCGUGGUUCAUAAAAGGCUGGGCCAUAUAAUAUUCUGUGUCAGAAAUACAGAUUUUAAAAAAGUUUAGAGAUGAUGACAAGAUUCUUUUCGUUAGCCAGAAGCACUGUGAGGCUAAAGUACUUUGGAGAUGUCAUUUGGUGUUAGUGUUUUAUAUCUGCUUGGACCCUGGAAAUGAUUGUCCCUCUUAUUUGCAUAUACUCAGAAGAGGAUGCAGAUGAGAGGAUGGCAUCGAUGAGCAAUGGGGCAUGUUUCUGUGUCAUUGUUUAUUUGCAAACGUGACUUCUAAAGCUGCCACAAAUACAGCCAGAGCCUGGCACUGCCGGAGCAGUGUAGGAACUGCUCAACAAAGAAUUUUUAAGGCCCUCUAUUUUCUUUUUUCUUCCUUUUUUUUUUUUUUUUUGGUUUUUUUUCGAGACAGGGUUUCUCUGUAGCUUUGGUGCCC